Molecule: messenger RNA, 2635 nt
Organism: Acinonyx jubatus (cheetah)
Lineage: Eukaryota; Metazoa; Chordata; Mammalia; Carnivora; Felidae
Gene: FGFRL1
Product: fibroblast growth factor receptor like 1
Exons: 8
Coding region: 16-1740 (574 amino acids)
Cellular component (GO): plasma membrane
Molecular function (GO): fibroblast growth factor binding; fibroblast growth factor receptor activity
Source: RefSeq, a predicted model, not a curated record
CUAUCGUUAUUGUUAAUGUCCUUGUUGCCAUCACAGUGGGUGACAGGCCUGAAGCCCCCAGGUGGGUGGCAGGAACAUACCUGCCUUUGCUCACGGCCGCUGGGCGAUUAUCUGCGCGGCCGCCGGUGUUGUGUGUCCCGCGGGCAGGGCCCGAGUUACAAGCGCCAGGAAUCCAGACGGUGUUUGGAGACGGGGGGUGGCGGGGGAGGCCGGUCCGCACAGGCCAAGAUGACGCCCAGCCCCACGUUGUUGCUCCUGCUGCCGCCGCUGCUGCUGGGGGCCCUCCCGCCGGCCGCCGCCGCCCGAGGCCCCCCGAGGAUGGCGGACAAGGUGGUUUCGAGGCAGGUGGCCCGUCUGGGCCGCACCGUGAGGCUGCAGUGCCCCGUGGAGGGGGACCCGCCACCGCUCACCAUGUGGACCAAGGAUGGCCGCACAAUCCACGGCGGUUGGAGCCGCUUCCGCGUGCUGCCCCAGGGCCUGAAGGUGAAGGAGGUCGAGCGAGACGAUGCUGGCGCCUACGUGUGCAAGGCCACCAACGGCUUCGGCAGCCUCAGCGUCAACUAUACCCUCAUCGUGAUGGAUGACACUGGCCCGGGAAGGGAGCGUCUGGGGCACGACGGCCCUUCUGGGGGCCAGGAGGACCCGGCCGGCAAGCAGUGGGCACGGCCCCGCUUCACACAGCCCUCCAAGAUGAGGCGCCGGGUGAUCGCGCGGCCGGUGGGCAGCUCCGUGCGGCUCAAGUGCGUGGCCAGUGGGCACCCACGGCCCGACAUCAUGUGGAUGAAGGAUGACCAGGCCUUGACGGGCUUGGAGGCCGGCGAGCACAGGAAGAAGUGGACGCUGAGCCUGAAAAACCUGCGUCCCGAGGACAGCGGCAAGUACACGUGUCGCGUGUCGAACCGGGCGGGCGCCAUCAACGCAACCUACAAGGUGGACGUGAUCCAGCGGACGCGCUCCAAGCCUGUCCUCACGGGCACGCACCCCGUGAACACGACGGUGGACUUUGGGGGCACCACGUCCUUCCAGUGCAAAGUGCGCAGUGACGUGAAGCCGGUGAUCCAGUGGCUGAAGCGCGUGGAGUACGGCACCGAGGGCCGCUACAACUCCACCAUCGAUGUGGGCGGCCAGAAGUUCGUGGUGCUGCCCACGGGCGACGUGUGGUCGCGGCCCGACGGCUCCUACCUCAACAAGCUGCUCAUCACCCGAGCCCGCCAGGACGACGCGGGCAUGUACAUCUGCCUGGGCGCCAACACCAUGGGCUACAGCUUCCGCAGCGCCUUCCUCACCGUGCUGCCAGACCCCAAGCCACCAGGGCCGCCCGUGGCCCCCUCGUCCUCGACCGCUAGCUUGCCGUGGCCCGUGGUUAUCGGCAUCCCGGCCGGCGCCGUCUUCAUCCUGGGCACCGUGCUCCUGUGGCUCUGCCAGGCUAAGAAGAAGCCGUGUGCGCCUGUGCCUGCCCCUCCUCUGCCCGCACACCGUCUGCCCGCGACUGCCCGCGACCGUGGUGGGGACAAGGACCUUCCUGUGCCCUCCGCCCUCGGCACCGCCCCCGGUGUGGGGCCGUGUGAGGAGCUGGGGCCUCCGGCAGGGCCCCAACACCUGCUGGGCCCCGGCCCGUCUGCCGGUCCCAGACUCUACCCCAAGCUCUACACGGAUGUGCACACGCACACGCACACGCACACGCACUCUCACGUGGAGGGCAAGGUUCACCAGCACCAGCACAUCCACUACCAGUGCUAGACGGCAACACCUCUGGGGCGCCGGCCCGCGGCAGCUCUCGGUGCCGUGGGGGUGGGCACGUGGAGGUCAAGGUGGGCAGGCUGGGGGAGAGGGCCACCGAGGGAGACGGACCACAGGCAGGAGGCGCGGCCAGCACCCCGGGUGCCCGGUGUGUAGGACACACACACACGUAUGACCUGGCUCUGGACACACACACACACACACAUCCUCAGACUGAGACGCUUUGGGGAAGGCCCGUGUUUGUAACUUUGCAGUGUGCAUGUAGCAGCGUGCUCGUUGAUGAAGGAAUCCCUUGGCUCCUGUGAGGAUUUCACAGGGACCACGGUCAAGCCACCCCUCCCCGCGCCUGGCAGGAGAUCUGAGAGGCACCCUGGCUUCGCGAACCGAGACUUCCCGCCCCCUGCCCUGUGCCUGCCGCCUGCGUCCCUGCCCAGGCCUCCGCGGGGGGGGGGGGGGGGGCGGCUAUUUCUGCCACCACGCGUCUGGGUGUCCGGGAGUCCCCCUCCCCACCCCCCGCCCCGGGGACCCUGGGCCAGGAGGUCAGGCACAGCAGUCCCCGCCGCGUCCCGAGAGGCCGGAGCCCGGCCCCGGGGUGACCCUGCCCCGCCCGGCCUCACACUGCCAGAGAUAAGGGCCCUCGAUAUUUAUAUUUAAGAAAUUAAGAUAAUAAUAUUAAUGCUGGAAGGAAGGUGGCGCCACAGACCCGGCCUGUCCCUGGGCCGGGAUGCACCUGGCCUGAUGGCCAACCGAAUGGCCCGACCUCGGGGGGCCACACACCCGUGUCCCACUGCCGGUGGCAGCCCCAGAGCUCUGUAAUUUUAUAUAGAUUUUGGGCUGAAGCUUCGUAUAUUUAAUUUAUUUUGUUAAACAAGAAAAGGUGCAUCCUUGCCCCUAA